Molecule: messenger RNA, 957 nt
Organism: Paraglomus occultum
Lineage: Eukaryota; Fungi; Glomeromycota; Glomeromycetes; Paraglomerales; Paraglomeraceae
Source: the annotation of a GenBank genome assembly
AUGAUUCAAAAGCGAGACUCCACUAUUUCACUCCGGAACGCUUACAAGAAUGAUCAUAUUGAAAUCGAGUAUCUUACCAAUUCAGUCCGUCAUGAUCCACGAACGGGUGAACUAUUUCACGAUAUAUUCAAAGACUUUAGAGGUCUAGCGUCAUUCAACAAAGUGACAAGGAAUAACAUGAUGAAUGAUAAAAGCAAUGCUGCAGAAAUGCCAUGUAAUUCGUUGUCUAUUAAAUGCUGUCAAGAACAGAAAGAAGAAAAGAUUGUCGAUAGAAACCAUAAAGUUGAAGAAAGACGCGUCGAAGAUCAAAAAGUAUACAAUGUGAAUAAACGUCUACGUGAAGAUGACAACACUGAUGAUGACAACAAAGAAGCUCAGUCCAAAAGACCUUUGUUUUCAUCAAAAGAAUGGAUUGUAAAGAAUGAAUACGAAACCACGUGUGGUAAAGAACGAAUAAUAAAGGAAGAUCAGAAGGAAACGAAAGCAGAUAUUGCCGCGACACACAAACCAUUACCUCUAUCCGCAAACUCAUCAUCACCUAAAUUCGCGUCUUCGGCUCUACUAUCACAAUAUAAACCUCGCCGUAUAAAAGAAGUAAUCCGUGGGAAAAACGAACGCCGUCUGCUCCUGGCCGAACCUUGUGUCUGUUGCCGUGACUUUUACAACAUGAUCGCUCCUGUAAAAAUAAACCCAGGAAUGACAAACAUUCCCGAAGACGUCAGACAGAAAGGGUAUGCGGAUGCUGACGAUCUUUGUAGGAUGUACGGUAGACACAGAUACAAAUAUAGUAAACGUGAACCAGGUGACUGGUAUUGGGAUAUCAAUGGUGGGAAGCUGUUCAGCAAGGCACAAUUGGAGAGGAUAAGAAAGGAGGUAGAAACGAAUGACAAAGAAUGGGAAGCGAGAAGGAAAAAGGAAGACGAGUAUUGGGACAAGCUUAACGGCGGCGGACAAUAG